GGGGCCUGCAGCGCCAUGAGGGGCGGCGGCCGGGGAGGAGGGGGCGGCGGGAGGGGGCAGCAGCAGCAGGCCCGCGGGGCCGCGGCGGCGGGGGACGGGGCGGAGAUCCCGCAGGCCUCGCGGAAGCUCGUGCAGGGGCUCAAGGGGAUCCUCGCCGACCGCACCGAGGCCGAGAUCUACGCCACGCUCCUCGACUGCGCCAUGGACCCCGACGUCGCCGUCGAGCGCCUCAUCUCCCAAGAUCCCUUCCAUGAAGUGAGGAGAAAGCGUAGCAACAAAAAGGAGGUAAAAGCUCCUCAGGAAACAAGGUCUCGCCCCUUCUAUAAACCUGCAUACCGAGGUUCUAAGGUUGGCUCGGAUCGAGGUGGACGUGUUUACUCUGGUCCGGGAGACUCAACUGCUAGCGCUAAAGGUCCUAUCAAGAAGGAAACAGAGUUACUUCCGCCACCAAACACAUCAACCUCUGAUGCUGUCAAGGAUAGCAAUCCUAUGGAAACAAUUUCAGAAGCUGGUAAUUUAGCUGAUGCGAAGUCUACCAGUUUCCAGCCUCCGCAAGUGCAGCAUGGUUGGGGUGGGGUGCCAGGGCGCCCUUCUUUGGCUGAAAUAGUGAAGAUGGGCAGGCCUCAAGCUAAAUCUGGGGCCAGACCGGUUGCAAAUAAUGCUGCCAAGCCAGUUGGUGGUUCAGUCGCUGCCAAUGCAAAUCUUAACACAGUUUUGCCGUCAGAAGGGGACCGUGUCACAGCUGAGAAAUUACCAAAUGGCACUAUUCAGUCCCCCUCUGUACCUAAGGAGGACUCUGUUGGCAUAUUACCUCCAGGACAGGGGUCUGAUGUGCCAGAAGGCAUUGGUGCUGCUUCCGCAAAUGUGAGCGCACCAAGAUCAUUUACCCUGGAGGUCAAGAAUGACGACGCUGGAGAUGCCAACGAGCAAACUAAGGAGACAAGUGGAAGCAAUGCCACUGGCCUAACAUCUCCAGGACCAUUAUCCCCGUCUGAUAAAGGCACGAUCUUGAAUAAUGACUUGAUAGAGAAAACAGAUGUCUAUCUCUCUGAUGAACAUUCAUUUGAACACAACCAAAAUGCAGAUUCAAAUGGUGAUAUGUCUACUACAGCGUAUGAGUUGGAACACUUGACUAUACAUGAGGAAAACAGACCAAAACCAUCUGAUGAUAACCCAGCUGUAAUAAUCCCAGGCCAUCUUCAGGUUUCCAAUGCAGAUUUUGCGCACUUGACAUUCGGUAGUUUUGUGUCUGGGACACUUGAUGCGCCAUGCUCCAUGAUGCCUGCCAAUAGUGACGUGGAGGUCGCAGCAGUUCCUGAUAACCAGUCAGGGGACCAAUGUGAUGCCAGAAUCCACGAAUUUGAAAACAAGGAGACAGUAACUCCUGCAGCCAACGAGUACAUUGCUUCUGCACCAGAUAGUAAUGCAGAGAAUCCUGAUAUUACAUCAGCACAACAGUCUGAAGUGGGAAGAGCUGAUUCACUGGAUGUUACAAACAACACCGAAUACAAUUUAUCAUCUGAUUAUGCCACGUCAAGUGCAGUACAACCAGAGCCUACCGUGCAGACUUAUCUGCAGGACAAUCGUCAAAUGCAAAACAUUUCUCCCCUCUCUAACUUCAUGCAAGGAAAUAUGCCAAAUGGCCUAUUGCCACCAGCAAUACCGCCUUUCCGUGAGUUGGAUCCAGCAUUCUCGCUGCUGCUUACUAACCCUCCAUUGGCUACAAUGGUUCAUGGUACACCACAAUCGUCCGUGAACAAUGCAACUGUUCCUUCACAGCCACAAGAGAAUGUUAAUCAAGGUGGUUUAUCCAACCCACAGUUGACCCACUCUCAGGGAAGCACCGGCAUUGCUCCAGGUCCUCCUUUGCCUCACCAUCUUGCUGCGCUUCAUCCUUAUGCUCAAGGAGGUCUUCCCCUUGGAUAUGCAAGCAUGAUCGGAUACCCAUCUUUACCGCAAAGCUAUGCGUAUCUCCCGCCUGCUGCCUAUCAGCAACCAUACAUGAACAGCGGUCUAUUCCACCAAGGCGCAGCUGCAGCUCCCAACUCGGGCGUAAAAUACCCAAUGCCACAAUACAAGAGCAGUGUUCCUCUUGGGAGCCUUCCACAGCCAGCCUCGAUGCUCUCCAACUACGUUGGAGGUUUCGGGACUGCAAAUGGCAUGCCUCAAAACUUUGCCCUGAACCAAAGCAAUCCGUCGGCAACCACAGCUCCUGGGUUUGAUGGAGCAAUGCCCUCCCAAUACAAGGAUGGAAACCCCUACAUGUCUCUACAGCAGGGCGAGAACCCUGCAAUGUGGAUGCAUGGAGCUGGUUCGCGAGGAAUGCCGCCUCUUGCUGCCAACCCCUUGUAUGGCUAUCAAGGGCAGCAAGGCUACCAGGGGCAGCAGGGCCAUCAGGGCGGCCUUAGGCAGGGGCAGAUGCCGUCGCAGUACGGCGCAGCGCUCGGGCAGUCGCAGCCAGGCCUAGGACCUGAACACCGAAACCCCAGCGACGGAAACUUGAGUGCUGCCGCCGCCGCCCAGGCUAACCAAAUGUGGCCGAAUGGCUACUGAUUCAGCACCCCCCCUUGUCAGCUGUCCUGAAUAGAGAUAUAGAGUUGGUAGCUACUGUGAAAUUUUGGAAAGAGGCCCGUGAGAUGUGUUCCAACAUGUUCAACCUGUAGUGUUUCCUAGGGACCUCGGCUGUAGCUCAACUUGUUUAUUUUCAGAUCAGAUAGAAAAGAACGGUUUAUUGUCUGUCUGUCUGUU
Messenger RNA from Triticum dicoccoides, 2748 nucleotides. RefSeq lists its product as uncharacterized. The record is from RefSeq and is a predicted model, not a curated record. The coding region runs from base 16 to 2553 and encodes 845 amino acids. Gene Ontology annotation, molecular function: protein binding. The transcript has 10 exons. NCBI's taxonomy places the organism in Eukaryota, Viridiplantae, Streptophyta, Magnoliopsida, Poales, Poaceae.